UCGCCAUCGACAAAGCCCAUACCCAGGAACACCACUUUAUAAUUUAUAGACGAUAAAGUGGACCGCUGCAAUACCGAUGCUGUCACGUUAAUGUCAUUCACCCCCACUCUCGGUUUACCUUUCGACACACAUCAACAAAACAAACAUAUUAAUCGCCCGAAAAUGGACUAAUUAAUGGGAAAAACCGUUAAAGCGCGACGUUAUCGUUCACGCUAGCGAUGUGCGGGGUGUAAAGUGCGUUUUUGUGGUGAUCGUUGGUAAAAAUGGCCUCCCGUCGUGAAGUUUUGAAGGCUUCAAUGGAGCCUGUUGGCAGCUCGACGGACCCUUUCAGGGAGCUCUUCGAGGCGUGCAAGUUGGGAGACAUCGCCAGGGUGAGGACCCUGAUCAACCCUCAAACGGUUAAUGCUAGGGACACGGCCGGAAGGAAGUCUACACCUCUGCAUUUUGCAGCUGGUUAUGGUAGACGCGAUGUGGUGGAGUUCUUGCUGUCGGCUGGUGCCUCGAUACAGGCGCGGGAUGACGGAGGCCUUCACCCCCUUCACAACGCUUGCUCUUUCGGCCACGCAGACGUAGUCAGGUUAUUGCUUGAGGCGGGAGCCAAUCCGAACACUCGGGACAACUGGAACUACACUCCUCUACACGAGGCGGCUGUUAAGGGAAAAAUCGACGUUUGCAUAGCUCUUUUGCAACACGGCGCGGACGCCAGCGUGCGCAACACGGAGGGCAAGACGGCGCUGGAGGUGGCCGACGCCGUAACCAGACCCGUCCUGACGGGGGAGUACCGCAAGGACGAGCUGCUGGAGGCGGCGCGUUCGGGCGCCGAGGACCGCCUCCUGGCGCUGCUGAACCCGCUCAACGUCAACUGCCACGCCAGCGACGGGCGGCGGUCGACGCCGCUCCACCUGGCGGCCGGCUACAACCGCAACCGCGUCGUGCAGCUGCUGCUGCAGAACGGGGCCGACGUGCACGCCAAAGAUAAGGGCGGCCUGGUUCCGCUGCACAACGCGUGCUCCUACGGUCACUUCGAGGUGACGGAAAUGCUGAUCAAACACGGGGCGAACGUCAACGCCAACGAUUUGUGGGCUUUCACGCCUCUCCACGAGGCGGCGUCCAAGUCGCGCGUCGAAGUCUGCUCGCUGCUGCUCAGCGAAGGCGCCGACCCGCACCAACUCAACUGCCACUCCAAAUCGGCCAUCGACGUCGCGCCGACCAGAGACCUCCAAGAAAGACUGGCUUACGAGUACAAGGGACACUUAUUAUUGGAGGCGGCUCGCCAAGCCGACACGGGCAAGCUGAAGAAGUAUUUGACCCCCGAGAUUAUCAACUUUAAACACCCCUAUACCGGUGAUACCGCACUGCAUAUAGCUGUGAAUUCGCUGUAUCCGAAACGAAAGCAGGUUCUGGAAACCCUAAUUCGCAAAGGUGCCAAUUUAAAUGAGGAAAAUAAGGACUUUCUGUCGCCUCUUCAUUUAGCCGCCGAUAACUCUAAUUAUGAUCUCAUGGAUGUUUUACUAAGACAUGGUGCCAAAGUGAAUGCCGUAGACGGGUUGGGACAGACGGCUUUACACAGACGCGCACGUGAAGAUGAUGCGCAAGGGUGUCGUAUUCUCCUAUCUUUCGGCGCAGACGCUAGCCUAGUAUCAUUACAAGGUUAUACACCUCUGCAGGUGGCUUCAGAAAACGUCGCGAAACUAUUACAAGACCCCCCCACUACCAGUGCAGAUGUGGAGUGCCAAAUUUUGGAAGCGGCCAAAUCGGGCGAUUUGGAGCAAGUGCAAAGACUUUUGACAGCUUACCCGCAUAUUGUCAACUGUCGAGACCUAGACGGUAGACACUCGACCCCUCUGCAUUUUGCUGCCGGGUACAACCGAGUGUCUGUGGUGGAGUAUUUGCUUCAGCAAGGUGCAGAUGUCCAUGCCAAAGACAAAGGUGGUUUAGUUCCUCUGCACAACGCCUGUUCUUAUGGGCACUACGAAGUCACGGAAUUGCUGGUUAAACACGGAGCCAGCGUGAAUGUGGCGGAUUUGUGGAAAUUUACCCCGCUGCACGAGGCCGCAGCCAAAGGAAAAUACGAAAUAGUUAAAUUGUUGCUCAAGCACGGUGCGGAUCAAACCAAGAAAAACCGAGACAGCGCCACCCCUCUAGACUUGGUCAGAGAAGGCGACCAAGACGUUGCCGAUUUGCUGCGCGGCAACGCUGCGCUGUUGGACGCGGCCAAGAAAGGCAACCUCGCCAGGGUACAAAGACUUGUUACUGUGGAGAAUAUUAACUGCAGAGACGUGCAGGGACGCAACUCCACCCCUCUUCACUUGGCCGCCGGCUAUAAUAAUGUUGACGUGGCGGAAUUUCUUUUGGAGCACGGUGCGGACGUCAACGCUCAGGAUAAGGGAGGGCUUAUACCUCUCCACAACGCUUCCAGUUACGGUCACUUGGAUAUUGCGGCGCUGCUGAUCAAAUACAACACCGUAGUCAACGCUACCGAUAAGUGGGGAUUCACUCCUUUGCACGAGGCCGCCCAAAAGGGAAGGACACAGCUUUGUGCUUUACUGCUGGCUCACGGCGCCGACCCGUUCCUGAAAAAUCAAGAGGCGCAAGCCCCGGUGGACUUGGCGACCGCCGACGACGUCCAGUGUCUACUGCAGGACGCCAUGGCGUCGCAGCAAGGCGUCGCCGUGACGCCGUCUCGCCCGGCGUCGGUCGCCUCGGCGGCCGGACAGGCGCCCGGCACGCCUCUGGCGGCGGGCGCCGCCGCCGCGGCGGUCCCGACCGCCUCCUCCGUCAACUCGGAGACCGUCAUCAUGCCCUCGGGCGCGGCGGUGCAGCUGCUGGUGCCCAUCGGAACCAGGGCCAGCAUGUCCAUGUCCGUAGCAGAUGGGCAAUCUUCCGAUCCGAAACCGUCGGAAACGCCAGCACAGGAAGUGUACAGCGUUCUCAACUUCCUGGCAAGUUUGAGUCUGGAACAUUUGCACGACAUUUUCGAGCGCGAGCAAAUCACCUUGGACAUUUUGGCCGAAAUGGGUCACGAGGAUUUGAAACAAAUCGGCAUUUCGGCUUACGGGUUUAGGCACAAGUUAAUCAAAGGAAUGGAGAGGUUGGUUGCAAGUUGUGGCGGGUUGUGGUCCACCCCUUCCAACCCCGGAACCUUGCUGGUGGAUCUCUUGUCGGACGACAAGGAGUUUAUAACGGUAGAAGACGAAAUGCAAAACAGUAUUAGAGAGCACAGAGACAACGGGCAUGCGGGUGGCGUGUUCAGCAGAUACAAUAUAAUAAGGAUCCAGAAGGUGCAGAACCGCAAGCUGUGGGAGCGGUACAACCACCGCAGGCAGGAGGUGGCCGAGGAGAACGGCAACCAGAGCAACGAGCGCAUGCUGUUCCACGGCUCGCCGUUCAUCAACGCCAUAGUGCAGAAGGGCUUCGACGAGCGGCACGCCUACAUCGGCGGCAUGUUCGGCGCGGGCAUCUACUUCGCCGAGCACUCGUCCAAGAGCAACCAGUACGUCUACGGGAUCGGCGGAGGCACCGGGUGCCCGGCGCACAAGGAUCGCUCCUGCUACUCUUGUCACAGGCAUUUGGUGUUGUGUCGAGUAACGCUGGGCAAAUCCUUCCUUCAAUUCAGCGCAAUGAAGAUGGCGCAUGCGCCGCCCGGCCACCACUCGGUCGCAGGCAGGCCUUCGGCAGGGGGGCUCAACUUUCCCGAAUACGUGGUCUAUAGAGGGGAACAGGCCUAUCCCGAGUACUUCGUGACCUACCAAAUCGUCAAACCCGAAGAUACGUCGACAGGAAACGAUUCGGACGUCAGGUGAUUCUCAGAUGACCGCUGGCUCUUGAUUCGGUCGCGUAGAACUUACAGGGAACAUUUAAUUAAUAUGGUGUCUCAAGCGGUUCGAUGUCUUUUUCCGCAAAGAAGGCAUUGCAGCUGUCAGGAUCACCGAAAUUAAUACAAAGUGUCUGAUUAGGUUAUUUUUUUAUUGGUGCUCUGAUUAUUUUUAAUUAUAAAAGUGAUUAUAUGUACCUACGUAUGUAGACAAUGGGGAAGUUAAUUUUUUACAGUUUUAAUGUAUGUUUUUUGCAGUCCAAUCAGACUAUCAACUGAAUUUGUGACUUCUUUUUCUAAAAAGAAGAAAUUGCUCUGAUUGGUUAAGAAACUGAAAUUCUGACGUUUGAUUCUAAUUGGACACAAUUGCAAAAUAAAUAGAUUAAAACCCUAAUGUAUAAGUUAAAAUGUGACCCCAUAUUGGCAUUUAGAAUAUUUAAUUGCCAUUCUUCAGUAUUUAGAACAACACGGUGUCUUUUUUUAAAUUUUUAUAGCCUACAAAAUUUAAUUUAAUACUUAUUUUUCAUUUUUUUUCUUUUUUCCUAAAAAUAAAAUCAGUUUUGAAAUUUAAUAGACGCGGUAAUAUUUAAAAUAAUUGUGUUCAUAAAAUAGACGUGUAAAUAUUAGUCUAAACUUAUUUAUUACAAGAAAAUUGACUUGAAUUGAAAGUAUUGUGAUAACUAUUAUACAUAUAUCCUAAGUACAUCAUUGUGUUACUAAUUAUUUCUUAGACUGGAAAUAGAAAGGACAAAAAAUUGUUUCAUAGUCGUGUAAAAAUCCGAAAAAUACGUUCUUUCUAUUUAAAAAAUUUUAUUUUGAAGAAUUAUUGGAACUUUUUUGUUUUUAUAAUUUAUGGUUGUUUUAAACAUCUGAAUGUAUAUAAAUGGUGUGGCAAUUUUAGAAAUCCAUCAGGAUCAUGUAAUUGUUUUUUUUUCAGUGUAAAAUAAAAUAUAUUUACUUUA
This is a messenger RNA of Brassicogethes aeneus, 4776 nucleotides long. The record is from the annotation of a GenBank genome assembly. NCBI's taxonomy places the organism in Eukaryota, Metazoa, Arthropoda, Insecta, Coleoptera, Nitidulidae.